Molecule: messenger RNA, 1461 nt
Organism: Drosophila innubila
Lineage: Eukaryota; Metazoa; Arthropoda; Insecta; Diptera; Drosophilidae
Gene: Fmo-2
Product: senecionine N-oxygenase
Exons: 6
Coding region: 114-1397 (427 amino acids)
Molecular function (GO): N,N-dimethylaniline monooxygenase activity; NADP binding; flavin adenine dinucleotide binding
Source: RefSeq, a predicted model, not a curated record
AUAUGUAAGUCGUAGUCCAUGGAGCUAGUCACUGGACACACGGCGAGCAGGAGAGACGACGCAUCGGAAAGUCUCAAUUAAUAAGAGCGCGAAGUGAAAUUGAAUUGAGUAAAAUGUUUAAGACUCCAAUGCACGAGAAACGUCGCGUAUGCGUUAUAGGAGCUGGCACUGCUGGAUUAUGCGCCCUGAAAAACUCCCUGCAGGCGGGAUUGGAGGCAGUGGCCUACGAGAGGGGCACAGAUAUUGGCGGCACUUGGAUAUUCUCGGAGGAGAUGCCCAAGGAUCAAUAUGAUGAGGUGCAUAGCAGCAUGUAUGAAGGAUUACGCACAAAUUUACCAAAGGAAGUCAUGGGCUAUCCGGACUAUCUGUAUCCCAGCGAGAUCAAGGAGUCUUUUAUCACAUCGCAGCAGGUUCUAGACUUUCUACGCUCCUAUGCUGAUCACUUCAAGCUGCGGCCACACAUUAAACUGCAACACGAGGUCAUCAGGGUGCGACCCCGAUUAAAUGAUUGGGAGGUGUAUGUCUGGGAUCACAAAAACAACACUUGCGAUCCGGUUUAUUAUGAUUUCGUUUAUGUCUGCAAUGGUCACUAUACGGAACCGGAUAUGCCCGAUAUCGAGGGAAUGCAGCUAUACGAGGGUCAACAAAUGCACAGUCAUUUAUACCGCAAGGCUGAUAAAUUUAAAGAUCAGAGUGUUUUGAUCAUUGGUGCCGGUCCGAGUGGCAUGGAUAUAGCGAAUCAUGUUCGACAGGCAGCGAGUCAUGUGUAUCUCAGCCAUCAUUUGAAUGCCACGCCCAACACCACAUUUAUGGGGAAUGUGACACAAAAGCCGGAUGUGAAAAGAUUCACCAAAAGUGGAGCUGUUUUUAAGGAUGGCAGUAGCGAAUCCUUUGAUCAUGUGAUGUAUUGCACCGGCUAUGAGUAUAGUUUUCCCUGCCUCAGCACUGAUGUGGGCAUCCAGGUGAUCGAUAACUUUGUGCAGCCACUGUGGAAGCACUGCGUCAACAUUAACAAUCCGACAAUGUCGUUCAUUGGGCUGCCCUUCAAUGUGAUACCCACGCAAAUCUUUGACAUGCAGGUGCGUUUCACCCUCAAGUUUUAUACGGGUCAGCGGGAGUUGCCCACCAGGGAACAAAUGUUGGCCGAUCUGGAGAAGGAGCAGGGCGAGCGCUGGGAUUGCGGUUUUUACAAUCGCAAAAAGGCUCAUCAAAUGGGCGAGCGACAGUUUGAUUACUACAAUGAACUGGCGAGUAUGGCGGGCAUUGAAAAUAUAAAGCCAGUAAUUUUGAAACUGAUGAAGGAUUGUGGCAAGAAAUAUAUAUUUAAUUUGGAUACUUAUCGCAACCAUACCUACACAAUUGUCGACGAUGAAAACUUUAUCAAAACUCCGCUGUGAAAGCCCAUGCAUUUUUUAUAUGUUUAAAAUGUAGCUUGCAUUAAUAAUAUAGUCUUAAAAUAAA